Chlamydomonas reinhardtii is the source of this 1780-nucleotide messenger RNA. RefSeq lists its product as uncharacterized. The coding region runs from base 106 to 987 and encodes 293 amino acids. The transcript has 8 exons. The record is from RefSeq and is a predicted model, not a curated record. Lineage: Eukaryota; Viridiplantae; Chlorophyta; Chlorophyceae; Chlamydomonadales; Chlamydomonadaceae. Gene Ontology annotation, molecular function: NAD binding; NADP binding; oxidoreductase activity, acting on the CH-OH group of donors, NAD or NADP as acceptor.
AACGGUCGAGUAAUUCCAUUGCUUUGGGCUUGGUUGUCUUUGCUCGCUUUCAAAUCUCGUGCAUUGCCUACUCCAGUUGUGUAAUUCGCAUAGAACUACUACAAAAUGGCCGACGCGAAGCUGAAUGUUGGGUUCCUGGGGCUGGGCAUUAUGGGUGAGGCGAUGGCCCGCAACCUGAUGAAGAGUGGACUGUUCGCUUCGGUCACGGUGUGGAACCGGACGCUCGCAAAGUGCCAGACUCUUGUGUCCGAGGGUGCCAAGAUGGCUGAGACGCCCGCUGCGGUUGUUUCCUCCUGCGACAUUACCUUCGCUAUGCUGGCUGACCCGGAUGCCGCGUUGGCUGCCGUGUUCAGCGACAACGGCGUCCUCAAGGGCAUCAGUGCCGGCAAGGGGUACGUUGACAUGUCGACGGUGGAUGAGGCAACCUCCACCAAGAUCGGCGAGGCAGUCACCGCCGCCGGCGGCCGCUUCGUGGAGGGCCCCGUGUCUGGAUCCAAGAAGCCCGCCAUCGAUGGGCAGCUGAUCAUCAUGGGCGCCGGCGACAAGGAGCUGUACGAGCAGUGUCAGCCCGCCUUCGGCGUGAUGGGCAAGAAGUCGUUCUACCUGGGCGCCACGGGGGCGGCGGCGCGCAUGAAGCUGGUGGUCAACAUGGUCAUGGGGGCCAUGAUGGGGGCCUUCUGCGAGGGAAUGGCUCUGGCUGACAAGUCUGGCCUGGAGCAGUCGGCGCUGCUGGAGAUCCUGGGGCUGGGUGCCAUGGCCAACCCCAUGUUCGCGAUGAAGGGCCCCGCCAUCAUGGGCCGCGCCUACCCGCCCGCCUUCCCGCUCAAGCACCAGCAGAAGGACCUGCGCCUGGCGCUGGCGCUGGGCGACGCGCUGAACCAGCCUCUGCCUGUGGCGGCCGCCGCCAACGAGUCGUUCAAGACCGCAAAGGCGCUGGGGCGCGGUGAUGAGGACUUCGCGGCGGUGUACGAGGCCACCCAGAAGUAAACGAGAAGCAACAUGGUUGCGGCGGUGUACGAGGCGGCCCAGAAAUGGAUGGAUACGUGUUUGAGGCUUGGUGCGGUGUGGGGUGUAUUGGCCUAAUGCGUGCGGUGGAGGCGUGAUGUGCGGGAGUGAAACGGGUAGUUUGCGGAUGGGACUGGAGGGGGGCCGGAGUCGGGCCCACGAAGGGCUGGGCAGGCUUGGAGAUUUGGAGAAGGGCUUUCCUGGAGAAGGGCUUUUCUGCGGGGUACGUUGAAUGGAGCGUGACCAUGCAGGGUGGAAAGCGGCGCGACGCGUGCACAGGUGCACUGGGUCUGCAUUUUGGUAUUACACAGAGCUCAAAAUGGGUAUGCUGUCACGCACAGAUUCAUGAUCUUCUAGGUGGCAGCAGGCCUCAGCAGGGUACCUUGGGUGGCAGGCACCUUUGCGUGCAAGACGGGAUGAGGCACGAUCAAGUGGCGGGUAGGCAAAUCGGUCGCAUAAUUGUAGUUUACAAAUGUUUCCCCUACUUUCACACUCCAUAAGUUACAUUUUGCAAACAAGGACGGUCGCGCGCACACGUCUGGCAGCAGCUGUGAUGUCCUAGCGCAAUUAAUAACUAGAUGUCUGCAGGCUCGUGAAACUUGGUAGCUGCCAUUACAGAUAAUUUAAAUGCAUCUGGAAGCUGUCGGCGAGGCCCCAGCGGCCCAGGCUUGCGCCCUACGAUGCCUCUUUGACGUGCUAAAGCCUGUGUGGCCGCUACUGAGCAUAAAUGAGCAGUUGGCGCUGCGCAGCUCCUGCCGAGCUGGCCGCGCGGCGC